Ceratosolen solmsi marchali is the source of this 455-nucleotide messenger RNA. It is a transcript of the gene mRpS33, whose product is annotated as mitochondrial ribosomal protein S33. Gene Ontology annotation, cellular component: mitochondrion. The record is from RefSeq and is a predicted model, not a curated record. Lineage: Eukaryota; Metazoa; Arthropoda; Insecta; Hymenoptera; Agaonidae. Bases 65 to 409 code for a protein of 114 amino acids. The transcript has a single exon.
UUUUUUGAGAAUUUCACUUGUGCUUUACAGUACCUUAACCUCAAAAUUGUAUUAAAAUUUAAAAAUGAGCAAGUAUGUGCAACUUAUAAAUAUUAAUAGCCGUUAUGCGAAACGCAUGAAAUAUUUAAGUAAUAAAAUAUUUGGAGAAGUAGCCAGAACAACGGAUAAGAAAUCAAUGAAGGUUGUAAAACUUUUUGAAGAAAAACCUAUAUCGAAAAGAUCCGAGAUUGUCGAUUAUUAUCCGAGGCUUAAACAAACUCACGAUUUAUUUGAAAUUGUACGAUUAUACGGACUUUACAGAGAUGAACACGAAGAUUUUAAAGAAGAAUUUGAGAAAAUGCGAAUUUCGAAAGGAAAGGAUUCAAAGAGUAGGAAAGCGAAAAAAGAAUCUGUUACAGUUUUAAAAUAAUCGUAUGUACUAUAGUGAUAUACGUAUUAUUAUGAACAUAAGCGAA